UCCUCUAUGGUAAUGGCGACAUGUGCUCUUUGAGAAAUUGCCUGAUUUCUCAUGCCAUGUUAGCCAGAGGGUAUCUUUGAUAUACAAUACAAGACUACCUCCAUUACGUGUCUGCAGCUGUGUAGUAGGUUUUUGCAGUACCCUAAUUUUCGGACGACAUUGUUAAGAGGUCGCACAACGGACGUAAACAUCGGCUAUAUCGGACAACGUGGCCUGGGUCACGAAAAGAGCCAGUUUGACCCGAGGAUCAGUUGAUAACAAUUUCACUGUUUUGAAGGUAUUGUAUUCAGUAUGCCAGUCAUAAAUCCGUAUAUAUAGGAGACCUUUCGCGGGUUGCCAAGAUAACUGACGCAAGUCUGCACCAAUUUUCGAGUUCAAAUGGACCAGACUUAUUGCAUAUGGUCAUGAUCUAAAUCGAGGCUGAAGCCUGGCGUGACAAUUUAUUUGAGGUGUUGUUUACAAAUAAAUUUGCAUCAUUUUUCGAUAAUUUGUUGUUCUGACACUGAUGUAAGACUAAUUGUGGGAACUGUUAUUGUUGAAAUUUCUUUGUGUACGUGUUUGAACGUCACGACGUGUGUAUUGAGGUCGUGAGUAAUAAACAGCUGUUCGACAAUGGCUGCGGCCGUUGGUACCACGACGAGGAGUGAACACUUUCAGUCGGAUUCUGCAGAAAUGCAAAAUUCGGACAGUACAAGAAAGAGUUCUGAAGAAAGCCCAGAAAAACAUGAUUCCCAAACUCAACCACCCACAUCAGAUAGCAACAAUUCAGAUCCCGGGGCACCCGAUUCAAAUGAGGGGAAAAAAGACUCUGAUGAUAAAUCUCAGUCAAAGGUCAAAAAAUUUGACAAGAAAAACUUUGUUGAAGCACCAAUUCCCAAAACUAAUCCAUGGAACAAGGGGAAGGGUCCAGCAGCAGCACCGAAACCAGUCUCUGUUGCUCCAGUAACUAAGGCACCUCCUGUUCCUGUGCCAGUGUCGCCUGUACAAGCCCCUGCCAUUAAGAAAGAAAGUUUGUCUGUGGAGUCCAGGCCACUUAAUGUGACAACAGAAUCUACUGAGGCAAAUAAGCCACGAGUAACCACACAGAAGUCAUUGCCACUAAGUGAUGAGAACUGGCCUGCUCUCAAUGAAGCUACAGAGUCACCUGGCACAAAGAAACCUGUACCAAUGAAGUCACUGCCGGGAUUACCACAGGGCCAACAAACCCCACCUACUCAGCAGGCGCCCCCUGCUCAGGUGGAUUCAGGAGGAGACGACUCUGCCAAAGAGAACAAAGAGAAUGCAGAGGGACAAAAAACACCAAAGAACAGGAAAGGAAAGAAAGAAUCGAAACAGAAAUGGGUACCUUUGGAUAUAGAGCCUCCAAAGUCUGGCCGUCGAAGCAGAAGUCAGGGGAGACUACCCCCACGUCGAGAGUCUGCCAAAGCUCAGGAGAGGAUGCUCAAGGGAGGUGAUAAGAGGGAAGAAAAUCGUGGAGAAAACAGAGCUGAUCAUUCCAAAAACUGGCGGGAUGACAUGAGACCCCUGAGUCCACGUGACACCCGAGGGGGCUACGGAAACUUCAACAGAAGGGGUGGACGAGGUGGACGGGGCAGAGGAAGGGGCCGUGGAGGGGGAAGGAGUAGAGGAGUGGAUUCUAACGUAGAAAACUUCACAGGCCAGGAUUUUAAAUACUUCUAUGACGAGCAGUACUAUCAAGAUCAGCCCCAGCCGAGUGUUGUUACCCCUACUGGAGGUUUUGGCACUGUGUACUUCAACACACCCUUUGUUGAUGACAGCACUCUCAAGGAUUUCAUUAAAAAGCAGAUUGAGUACUACUUCAGUGAAGAAAACUUACAGAAAGAUUUCUUCCUGCGACGAAGAAUGUCCAAAGAAGGCUGGCUCCCAAUUAGCCUCAUUGCCGGUUUCCAUCGCGUCCAGAAUCUGACCCGAGAUAUUCAGGUCAUAAUUGAUUCUGUUUCUGGCAGUACAGCAGUGGAGAUAUCAGAGGAUUUUACAAAGAUGCGUAGUGGUGUGGACCCAGAAAAAUGGCCGCUAGAAGGCCAACCACUGGAUCUUACUGUGUCCUCAACACUACAUGCAGAUGUGCCAGAAUUUGUUCCCGGCCAGGCCUACACUGGACCCAGUAUUUUAAGUGGUACCACUAAAUAUGAUGAGGGUGGGGACCACAAUAAGACCUAUGACAGUAGUAACAUCCAGUCGGAGCAGGAUGAUGAAUUCAGCUUCAUGGCUCUAGGACUCAGUACCGGACUUCUGUCCUCAAGUGCCCCCCAACUCCAGGGUGACUGGCGGGAGGUCAAGCGCAAAAUCAGAAUACCUAAAAAGUCGGAAGAAAAGAAGGCCGAGGUUGAUGUCUCUGUGGACAAAGAGGAGAAAGAGGAACUUGACUUCAUGUUUGAUGAAGAAAUGGAGGAACUCAACAUUGGACCUAGGCGCAACAACUUUACAGACUGGUCGGAUGACGAGUCUGAUUACGAGAUCUCUGACAGUGAAGUCAACAAGAUUCUGAUAGUGACUCAGACCCCACCGUCCCUACGGCGUCAUCCACAGGGGGACCGGACAGGUGACUACACACCUCGCUCUAAGAUCACUUGUGAGAUGACCAAAGUGAUCAACGAUGGCCUCUACUAUUACGAGAAGGACCUUAUUGAUAUGGAGGAUGACUUCAAAAGCUUCAAGACUGUGACCAUGAUAAGUAAAGAGGAGUUUGACAGUAUGACACCAUCACAUGUGACGACGUCCAAACAAACCCCUCCGCCACCUCCUCCCCCAGUCUCUCUUCAGUCAGAAUCUAAAAAGGUACAACUACCACCAGCUGCUCAACCUAGUCACCCUGACAUCGCCCGCUCACUGCCAGCGUAUGUCCCUAACACACCCGGCACAGGUAGUCGUACACCUCGCAGUCGGAAAGAGGACACCGCCCCACGUUUCUACCCUGUCAUGAAGGACUCUACACGACCUCCAGAUCCACAGACACCACGCAAGUGGAAGACAAAACAUUCGAGUAAUCCACCUGUGGAGAGUCACGUUGGAUGGGUAAUGGAUGCCACCGAGCAUAGACCGUCACGAUCACACAACAACUCAAUGUCUCAGAGUCCAACAGACAGUGCACUGUCUACGAGUUAUGGCAGCUACAGUUCAACUACUCAUGCAUUCCCCAACUUCCAGCAUCCAUCACACGAACUGCUGAAAGAGAACAACUUUGUCUGGCAUGUUUACCAUAAAUACCAUGCCAAGUGUCUCAAGGAACGCAAGAAAGUUGGUAUUGGCCUUUCACAAGAGAUGAAUACCUUGUUUCGGUUUUGGUCUUUCUUUUUGAGACAACAUUUCAACAAGAAAAUGUACCAGGAAUUCAAAGCUCUGGCUGUCGAGGAUGCCAAGUCAGACUACAGAUAUGGCUUGGAGUGUUUGUUCCGGUUCUUCAGUUAUGGCCUUGAGAAACGUUUUAAACCCGACCUUUUCCAGGACUUCCAGGAGGAAACCAUCAGAGACUAUGAAAGUGGUCAGCUGUAUGGACUUGAGAAGUUCUGGGCCUACCUGAAAUACACCCGUAAACAUAUUGACGUGGACCCCAAGCUACGUGGCUGGUUGUCCAAAUAUAAACGUCUGGAGGACUUCAAAAUAGAUAACGUGGAGGAGCAGAGAGGAGCUCGAGGACGACAGAGACAUAUGUCAGGCCCCCGUGAAAGGCAUUUAUCUGGCUCUAAAGGGUCCAAAGGCCAGUCUCAUGGUGUCAAGCAUGGCCUCGCACGACAGACAUCUCGGGAAUCCAGCCAUUCACAUAGUACAAAAACAGACUCAAAUAGCCAAUCACAGACAUCAAAGCAUAGUUCGUCAGAUAACAGCCAAUCACAACAAGUGACACAAAAAGUUGAUAGUGUUGUGAAAGAUGCUGUGUCUAGUGGAAAAGCAUGAAACCUACAAAACUGGACUAAAGUGACUUUCAACAUGAUUUUUUAUUGAGUAACAAUACCAAAUAAUUCUUGGUAUUAAAAAUUUGGAUCCAGAAAAAAGAAUGAUUGAAAACUUGCAUUUUCUGGGUACUUUAAACAAGAAAAAGAUAACUGCCUUGAUGGAUAUCUGACAAUGUGAUGAUGGAUUAUCUAAUAUUGGAGUUUCCCGAUUUUUGUCCCAAGGACACUCUUUGGAUUUUAUAGGCUGUGAGGCCACACCAAUUGGCUUCCUUUGCUGUCUAAGUGUGACAAAUGAGUCCACCCAUUAACAGGUUGGCACUAGUUGAUGGCAGCAAUGCAGAUAUGGCUGAAUUAAAAUGGGGAAAAAAAAGAGCUGUUUUGUUUCUGCUAUAUAGUCGAGCCAUGCUCAACAUUUCACUGUACUAGAGACUGCAUGCAUCAUCCCGCUGAUCCGUUUCGAACCUCGCCCAGAUUUUGUGUAAAUUCAAACCUCUAUGAGGCGGCACAUGACCUGAGAAAUGACAGCUAAUGCAGGGACUUUUCUCCGGUGGUAUAGGCAUUUUAUUCGGUGUUUCCAGUCACGGACAUACUAUGAGUGUUUCCGAUCACAUGCGGAGGCACAGUAUCAAACCCAACUGACAAACAAUCUGUGAUUUAUCUCAUUAAUUAAUUGGGUAUUUGGCACAUACAUGUAUCAUUAAGAUUUGUAUAAAGUCUUCUAUAAAUAAAUAUAUAUAUAUAUAUCCACAUUAAUCAUACCAAGUAGUUAAUUUGUAGUUAGCAUGUGUAAAAAAUCAUUCUGGUUUUAUCUGCCUUUAGGUAGAACUCUGUAAUCUAGAUCUUUUAGCACUUUAUACAAUUUCUUACUACUGUUAAAUGGAAAAACAGAAAAAAAAAUUACAUUGAUUUUUCAAGCAACUUUCAACCAAAUACCAGGUACAUAACUUAUGUAGGUUUAAAUUAGGAAUUAAUUUUUCUCUUUUUUUAAAAAAAAUUAAUUAUGAAGAGAUGAAUUGUUGUAUUUUGUUGAUUGAAAAAAAUAUGUGUAUAUGCAAUAUUUGUUUUCAGACUAGAUAAAGCUUGAUGGGUUCUGGAUCUUAACAUUAUAAUUAAAUCUGUUGUUUAGACAUAUUUUACUGUUUUUACAGAUUGUGAAGUUUCUAUUUUUUCAGAUGGAAUUAUUUUAAGUCUUCAUUGUUAAGAAUUUGCUGAUAUUUUACAACUUUUUGUAUACACUAGUACUGAUUCUGGUGUUUGAUUUUCUAGGGCAUUCAAGUGCUAAACAUAACAACAAUUAAUCCAGGUUUUAUGUUUCUACAAUCAAGUGUUCCAGCUUAAAAGUAAGGAUAUCUG
Molecule: messenger RNA, 5267 nt
Organism: Pecten maximus
Lineage: Eukaryota; Metazoa; Mollusca; Bivalvia; Pectinida; Pectinidae
Product: la-related protein 1B-like
Exons: 20
Coding region: 613-3915 (1100 amino acids)
Biological process (GO): positive regulation of translation; mRNA stabilization
Cellular component (GO): cytoplasmic stress granule; cytosol
Molecular function (GO): RNA cap binding
Source: RefSeq, a predicted model, not a curated record